UCAAACCCAUAAGCCUAUCGUGUCAAAUCGAAACUGAAAGUAUGAGGAGAGAGGACAUUUUGUAGAAAGGGCGUUCAACUGCCUCGCGCAGGACAGAUUCUGGAAACAAAAAGAAAGGCGUUUUUCUGACGUCAAACUGCAGAAAUGAGAAGAAUAAAGAGGAAGUUGAUUGACAGCGCUGCGGACCCCAGCCCUGAGUUAUCAAUCAGUUCACACAUGACAACAGAUGGGUCAGAGGGUCCUGGUGGAGUCUCCUGGAGGAGCGACGCAUCCAUGCACAUACCACCUAACAUCGGAGAUGGGAGUCCUGAAGGGUGGAGACCAAAGACAGAGCUCAAAGGAGAUUCAGAGUUUAAUCUCUCCUCUUGUAGUUCUCAGACGACAACAGAUGGGUCCCAGGGUCCUGGUGGAGUCUCCUGGAAGAGUGAUGCAUCCAUGCACAUACCACCUAACAUCGGAGAUGGAAGGCCUAAACGUUCACACACGACAGAUGGAUCCUUGGGUCCCGGUGGAGUCUCCUGGAAGAGUGAUGCCUCCAUGCACAUACCACCUAACAUAGGAGCUGAGAGUCCUGAAAGCCAGAUGAGUGAGGAACCAUCAGGCCUGUCAUGCAAACAGUGUCUCAGAUCAGACUGGGAUGAGUCGGACUCCCCUUGUUCGACGUGUGGAACGAAACGUCAGAAACUAUCUCAAAGCCAUAGAGUUGGUACCGGGGUCCAGGAUCUCUUCAAAUUAAAAGAUAAUUUUAAAGAAGAAAUGCGGAAAAAAUUUACCUUCACAUCUGAAGGUACUGGUGACGAUCGGGUUUCUUUGGACAACAUCUACACAGAAGUCUUUAUCACCGCUGGAGAGAGCGGAGGGCAAGAAGCAGAGCAUGAGUUCAGUCAGCUGGAACGUAAAUUGAAAAUGCCUUCAUUGUCUAAAUAUACAGUGAACCUCAAGGAUAUCUUCAGACCUUCGUCUGGCCAAGAGAAAAUCCAAAGACUAGUUCUGACGAAGGGCAUGGCAGGGAUCGGAAAAUCUUUUUCUGUGCACAAAUUCAUCUACGACUGGGCCAAGGGUGAUACAAACACAGAUUUUGAUUUUGUUUUCUACUUUGCUUUCCGAGAGCUGAAUUUGAGUUCAGGCGAUAAAAGCUUGCACAAGCUCCUGACCGACUUCCACCCUGUACUUGGUAAUUUGGAAAGUCCAGAGCUUUAUGCCAAAACCAAGGUUGUAGUGAUCCUGGACGGCCUGGAUGAAAGCAGACUCAAACUGGACUUUGAGAACACUGGGAGGCAAACAUCUCUGAGUGAAGAAACAUCUCUGGGAACUCUCCUAGUAAACCUGAUCCAGGGUAACCUUCUCCCGGAUGCUAAAGUCUGGAUCACUUCUCGUCCAUCAGCAUCCAGUCAGAUCCCAUCAGAGUAUGUGGACAUGGUGACAGAGAUAAGAGGGUUCAACGAUGCACAAAAAACUGAAUAUUUCAGGAGGAGAUUUAGUCAUGACUUGGGUCUGGCUGAGAGGAUCGAUUCACAUAUCCACUCUUCACAACAUCUCCAAAUUAUGUGCCAGACACCAAUCUUCUGCUGGAUUUCUGCCAUAUUAUUCCAGGAGGUGUUUGCUGAAGACAAGAACGCUGAAAUUCCUCAAACUCUGACAGAGAUGAUGGCACAUUAUUUGUUGGCUCUGACAAAACGUAGAAACAGAAAAUAUGACAAGAAGCCUCAAGAAAACUUUCUGAUAACACAUAGAGAAUUUCUUUUGAAACUGGGCAAGCUUGCGUUUGAUCAUCUGCAGAAGAACAGCCUCAUUUUCUAUGAGGAAGAGCUGGAAGCCUAUGGCAUUGACAUAAAAGAAGCAUCUAUCCACUCUGGAUUUUGCACAUCAGUUCUUAGGGAGGAAGAUGUCUUUUCCCAUAGAAAGGUUUUCUUCUUUGUUCAUCUGACCAUUCAGGAGUUCUUUGCAGCUCUUUACGUUUAUGACUGUUUUACGAACAAGAAAACGACAGAGCUCAACGACUUCCUGAAACUGAAGGACAAAGAACCAACUUUACUCGAGCUUCUGAAAGUCACAGUUGAGAGAGUGUUGAAGAAGAAGAAUUGCCACCUGGUCUACUUCUUACGAUUCCUCCUGGGCCUCCUGGUUGAAGCUAAUAUGAGAGUCCUUCAGGGUCUCCUAACAUUGCCGGACCCAAGCCAAGAUAUCGACAAGAAAAUAUUAACUUACCUGAAAUCCAUCCGGAGAAAGACCCUCUCUCCAGGAGAUAACAUCGUCCUUUUUAGGGUCAUGAUUGAAAUAAGAGACCAGAAAGUCAAAGAAGAGAUUGAGGAAUAUUUGAAGACAGAAUAUGGUUCAACACCUGAGCUGUCUCCCCUGCACUGCUCUGCACUAGCCUACAUGCUGCAGAUAUCAGAGAAUGAUCUGGAUUUGUUGGACUUGAAGAGUUACAACACAUCCGAUGAGGGCAGAAAGAGGCUGAUACCAGCAGUGAGGAGCAGCAGAAAGGCCAUACUGGCAUCCUGCAACGUGACGACAGAGCGGGUUGAGCAUGUGGCCUUUGGUCUCACGUUUCCCUGGUCACCUCUGAGAGAUCUGGACCUGAGCAACAAUGACCUGAAAGAUUCAGGAGUAAAGCUGCUCUGUGAUGGUCUGAAGAGUCAACACUGCAAACUGAAAAAACUGAGAUUGUCGGGUUGUCUGGUGACAAAGACUGGAUGUGAGUGUCUGGCCUCAGCUCUCCAGUCCAACCCCUCCCACCUGAAAGAACUGAACCUGAGCUACAAUGAUCCAGGAGAGUCAGGAAUCAACCUUCUCUCUACGAUGAAAGAAGAUUCAAAAUACAAGCUCGACAUUCUCAAGUUUGAUCAUUGUGGAAGUCACCGGAUGAAACCAGGAUUCAAGAAAUAUGCCUGCGAGCUCACGUUGGACCCCAACACAGCUCAUAAGAACCUGCGCCUGUCUGAAGAGAACAGGAAGGUGACCUGGGGGGAAGAGCAGCAGUCAUAUCACCCUCACCCAGAGAGGUUUGAUCAGUGCCCACAAGUGCUGUGUGAGCAGAGUCUGGAUGGGUGCUGCUACUGGGAGGUGGAAGUGACGGAGCCCUUCAACAUUGGGGUAACAUACAAGCCACCUCUCAGGAGCGGGGAUGUGGACGAUUGCAAGCUGGGAUGCAACGACAAGUCUUGGAGUCUGGUUUGCUCCGAUGAGGGUUGUUACACUCUGCACCGCAGCCAGAGAGUCGGUGUGUCCUCCCUCUGCCAGCGCUCCAGUCGGGUGGGAGUGUAUCUGGACUGGCCGGGGGGAAGUCUGUCCUUCUACAGAGUUCUCUCCAACAACUGGGUUCACCUCCAUACCUUCAGAACGAAGUUCAGUGAGCCCCUCUAUCCCGCUGUCGAACUCCACACUCAUUCUUCUGCAUUAUUUUGCUAGCCACUGUGAUUAAACUCUGACUUCGUUCAUGUGCAACCAAAGUGUGUCGAUAAGUGCUCUGUCAACACUUAUAAACUCGUUCCACUACGUUUGGCCUCUUUUCCAAACAGCGUUUUACGUGUGUCAUACACUGAGAUUAUAUGCAAAUGCCUUGCGAAGUGCAGACUUUCAAAAUGAGAUGGCGCAUGCUCAUUGAUGCUUUGUUUAUGCUAUAGGUCUAAUUACAAGUUAGCAGCUAUAGCAGCUAUAUUUAGCAUCACGGCACUACAUUACCAUUCAUUCACAGGCGUCUGCCUCGCUCAAUGUUACUCUGAUCACAGCUUUCUUUUCUAGCUUCUGACAGAUCGUCAAAAUUGCACUUUCUUGAUUGUUGUUGUGGGUUUGUACCCUCAUGGUUGAAUGCUUUCGCUUAGGAUAAAAGCUUCAGCUAAAUGUGAAUGUAAUGUAAUGUAAUGUAAAGAGCAUUAGUAUCGACCUGAUCGCCACCUACUGGCCCAGAGGCUUGUUUGAGCAUUUGUAGUGAUAAGAAUGCUGAUAUUUGCAAGUUAGUGGUGUGAGGGUUCUGUAUAACUACUGAAAUGUGUAUCUUGUUUCUGUUUUGUAUUUUAUAACUUGUAGUUAUAAUAUUCCAUUUAUUCAUUGACCUUCAAUUAAGCUACGAAGUGUCUUUUCUAAUCAAUGCUGCAAAUACUUAUAUCUUUCUGAUGUUUUCCUACACGUGGCAACUGUUGCACUUCUGUCCGUCCUGGGAGAGUGAUCCUCACAUGAUGCUCUGAGGUGUCUACGUUUUUUUUACCCUGUUAAAAGUGUUUUUUGUAGUUUUUCCUUUAUCUUGUUGAGGGUUAAGAACAGAGGAAGUCAAACCUUAAGAAUGCUGAUAUUUUCAAAUUAGUCGGGUGAGGGUUCUUUAUAACUACUGAAAUGGGUAUCUUGUUUCAGUUUUGUAUGAUAUAUCCUAUAGUUAUAUAAUAUAUUGUAUUAGCUUUGUACUGCAAUUGGUUUAAUCUCUGCAGUUUGUAUCGUUUUGGUAAAGAAGGGUUUAAUAAACAUUUAUAUCUUU
Messenger RNA from Pleuronectes platessa (European plaice), 4471 nucleotides. Its product is annotated as NLR family CARD domain-containing protein 3. The record is from RefSeq and is a predicted model, not a curated record. Gene Ontology annotation, molecular function: protein binding. The coding region runs from base 145 to 3411 and encodes 1088 amino acids. Lineage: Eukaryota; Metazoa; Chordata; Actinopteri; Pleuronectiformes; Pleuronectidae. The transcript is spliced from 11 exons.